AUGCAGCUCUUUGUCUGUGCCCAGGAGCUACACACCCUCGAGGUGACUGGUGAGGAGACUGUUGCCCAGAUCAAGGCUCAUGUAGUCCCUCUGGAGGGCAUCGCUCCAGAAGAUCAAGUUGUGCUCCUGGCAGGCACACUCCUAGAGGAUGAGGCUACCCUAGGUCAGUUUGGAGUGGAGGCUCUGAACACCCUGGAAGUAGCCAGCUCCGUGCUUGGAGGUAAAAUCCAUCAUUCCCUGGCCCGUGCUGGGAAAGUAAGAGGGCAGACUCCCAAGGUGGCCAAACAGGAGAAAAAGAAGACAGGCUGA
Panthera uncia (snow leopard) is the source of this 309-nucleotide messenger RNA. RefSeq names its product ubiquitin-like protein FUBI. The coding region runs from base 1 to 309 and encodes 102 amino acids. The transcript has a single exon. Lineage: Eukaryota; Metazoa; Chordata; Mammalia; Carnivora; Felidae. Gene Ontology annotation, cellular component: ribosome; cytosolic small ribosomal subunit. Gene Ontology annotation, molecular function: structural constituent of ribosome; protein binding. The record is from RefSeq and is a predicted model, not a curated record. Gene Ontology annotation, biological process: translation.